Molecule: messenger RNA, 452 nt
Organism: Rhododendron vialii
Lineage: Eukaryota; Viridiplantae; Streptophyta; Magnoliopsida; Ericales; Ericaceae
Exons: 3
Coding region: 37-402 (121 amino acids)
Source: RefSeq, a predicted model, not a curated record
CUCUCUCUCCGCGACGUUUAAGUCGCGCGGUUCUGAAUGUAUUGUUCAAACUACACCGUCCUCUCUUUCUCUCUCUCUCUCUCUCUCUCUCUACAUGUAUUGUUCGAACUAGGGUUUUAUGUUUCCUUAGAACUAAAAUAUGGAAAUCCCUGUGUGCUAGCUGCAGUUCUGAAUCGUCAUUACACAUACACACGAACAGAACCUUCAAGCCUCGAUUCAGCGAAGAAGACCGGUGAUUCGUCUCUCGAUCGAACCUUCAAGCCUCGACUCAGCAUCUCCAUCUAUCAUCGACUAUCUAAUCACCAUCUUUGCAGACCCAUCGAUUCAGGUAUGGAGCAACACCGCGAAUUGGGAUUUUCCAGGGCCAAGGUAUUGGAAAGGCUCUUGUUGAAAAGCUCAUAAGGGUUAUUUUACGAAGGGUCAUUGACAGUAACUCUUUGCAGAUAGUCAAG